AUGAACAUCGACGAGGACCUCGAUGCCUUCGCCGUCCGCGACCUCUGGCGCUCCUCGAGCCUCGCGCUUCCCGACCUAGAAGCCUCCUCAACCCUCUUCCCCAACAUCGAGCUUGACAUAACCGCUAUAAAGCUCGACAACCCCUAUGCUCCCUCGAAAGACCUCGAACAUGACCUGCGCUUGCCGGAUCUCGAAACCUUCCAGUAUGGCGUGCUUGAGGACCUGGAUUCCGGUCAAGAGUCGACCGUAUCGUCCGCGGCGCCGCAACAACCGCCCGAAAAUGAAGUCAAGGACAAGGAUGUCUGGGAUACUGUCGCGGACCUUGCCCCGGCACAUCAGGACAUAAGAUUCCAGUCGUGGGAAGCGUUUGGAAAGCCAGGCUACCAGGAACCCAGCCAUACCUAUGUCGGUGAAGCGGGGCCCGAGGCGUUCGAUGUCGCUGUCGCGCAACAACAGGAUGAAGAGAAGAGUAAAGGUUCGGGAAGGAUAAUACGGGCGGAUAUACUUCUGCAGUCGUUAUACAACCUGGGACUUGGCCGCUCGUCUGCUCUGUUUCGCUUCGAUGCUCAGAGCCAAGCAUUCGCGCAAGCAAUUGAAGAUGGUCGCAUGUCCGGAUUCAGCCUAGAAUCGGCACAAAGUUUGAUUAACAACUUCAUUCAAGGCGGCGCGACAGUCAGGUAUCUCCGAAACAUGGUCGAAAAGACGUAUGUGACGAGCAAUGCCUUUCCUGCGCGGGUGGCUUUGGCGAACGCUAUAGGAGCAAUUCUAUCUGCGCUAGAAAACCACCUCGGCAAUCAAGCAACCUCUGUUAACAGUCUGCUGCAACUUCAAGAUCUGUUCGAGCGCCCACACCGGAUUCUUUCCUUGCUGAGGGAGAUGGUGGAGGCAGUGAGGACUACGCGCAGUAACGAGGAACUGGUAACUCAACUAUAUAUCCGGGUCCAGGACAUGGAUCAGGGUGACAACUGGUUGCGAUCAUUGUUUCUGGAAAUUCUGUCCAAAGUCACAAACCCCUGGAUCCAGUUCGCCGCGGGGUGGGCUGGCUUGAGACACGGGUUUGAUGCCAAAUUUGGCAAGAAAGAGCUCAAAAAUAGCUUUGCUGACAUUGACGAAGCUUCGGAAGACCAAACUGAAAGCUCGAAGAGAGUUGAGCAUAUUUACCGGCCCGAGAAUAUGCCCAUCUUUAUAACGGAUGAAGACGGCCGGAUGAUAUUCGAGACUGGAAAGAGUUUGCGCUUUCUUGAAAAGCAUCAUGGAGGCCAUCCUCUAUGCGCCCCACACUCGUCCGGUGUUCAUGCGCCUCCUCUCGAGUGGAAGUUUGACUGGGAGGUGAUGGAGAACGUGGCCGCAAAGGCAAAGGAUUACGAGAGAAGUCUUGUCGACGCGAUACACAAAUUUGGACAAAAGACUCAAGAUGCCGCGAUGGGUGAACACUCAGAGCUAGAAAUCAAAAAGCUUCUGUCCGAGCCGCAGCUCACUGACACUGAAAAGUACUUCCAAGACACAGCGAAACUCUUCGACCAAGCUCCCACCACCGAGGAAGCUGGCGCUUCGGCGAUUCUCCACCGCUUAGUUGUUGACUGCAUUUCCGUAAAGGCCGCUGAUGAUGAAAACGCAUUCACUUUCGCCCCGCCUCUAUCGGUCACUCCUUCCUUGUCUCUUACGCCACUUUUCAUGGCGCAGGCCCGCCUCGUCAAUGCCACGACGCUCCGUCUCUUCUUCAGGUCUCAUGGACUACGGCUGCAUCUGGCGGUACAACGCCAAUACCACCUGCUCGGCGAUGGAGUUUUCAUGUCUCGCCUGACUUCUGCGUUAUUCAGUCCCGAGCUCGAGACCGCAGAGAGAAAGCGCGGGACCGUGCGAACGGGAGCGCCGAUGGGGUUGAAGCUGGGAUCACGGUCUACAUGGCCGCCAGCAAGUUCAGAGCUGCGUCUGGCACUGAUGGGAGUCCUGAGCGAGACGUACCACUCCUCGGAGCUGUACCAGACCUACAAGAACGACCCUUCGGUGAAAGCCCAACACGAGGUCGGCAUCAGAGAGACGCCGGACCUGCCAGGCAACCUCAGCUUCGCAAUCCGGACGCUCCCAUCGGCGGACAUUGAAAAAGUCAUGGACCCCAACUCGCUGCACGCGCUCGACUUCCUGCGCCUGCAGUACACGGCGCCGCCGCCGCUGCACCUGGUCAUCACGCCCUCGGCCCUCGACAAAUACGACCAAUGCUUCAAGCACCUCCUGCGCAUCUCGCGUAUGCUCUUCGUCGUCUCGCACCAGCUGCCGCGGCACGGCCUGCCGGGCGUGCCCGAAAGCCACUCGCUGCGCGCCGAGGCGCACCACUUCGUCACGAGCAUCGCGGCCUACUUCUUCGACAGCGGCAUCCGCGAGACGUGGGCCGCGUUUGCGGCCUGGCUCGACGAGCUGGAGCGCCGCUUGGCGGCCGAGGACGCGCGUGGCGAGCUCGGCACCCGCGUUACCGAGGGCUUGGAGAGCGUGCGCGCGGCCCACGACGCGUGCCUCGAGCGCAUGCUGUUUGCGCUGCUGCUGCGGCGACGGCAGGCGCAGCUUCUGGCGCUGCUGGAGGACAUUUUCGAGGCAGUGCUGGGGUAUGCCAAGAUCGCUGCGCGGUACGAGCACGAGCACGAGCAUGAGCACGCUGUGAGUGCCGACGACGCGGCUGCCGUGCCCGCCCUGCGCGCCGCGUUCCGCAGCAAGGUCCAGGUCUUCAUGAGCGUGUGCCGCGGGCUGGCGGGCAAGCGGGGGUAUGCGCGGGGCCAGGCCGCGGCGGCGCUGGGCGGCGGCCUGUUUGGCGAGAAGAGCGGGGUGCUGGCCGAGGAGAACACGAUUGAGCGGCUGUUGGUGCGGCUGGAGAUGAGCAAGUAUUAUGGCGCGCAGCCGGCGAGGGGAGAGGGUGAUUGA
Messenger RNA from Aplosporella prunicola CBS 121167, 2913 nucleotides. RefSeq lists its product as uncharacterized. Gene Ontology annotation, biological process: microtubule nucleation; cytoplasmic microtubule organization; spindle assembly. Gene Ontology annotation, molecular function: gamma-tubulin binding; microtubule minus-end binding. Gene Ontology annotation, cellular component: gamma-tubulin complex; spindle pole; equatorial microtubule organizing center. Bases 1 to 2913 code for a protein of 970 amino acids. NCBI's taxonomy places the organism in Eukaryota, Fungi, Ascomycota, Dothideomycetes, Botryosphaeriales, Aplosporellaceae. The record is from RefSeq and is a predicted model, not a curated record. The transcript is spliced from 2 exons.